AUGAAAACUCUCUUUGCAAGUCUGGGCCCUGUGGAGGGGAGUCACAGCCUGUUGGGAGCUGAACUGGUUGCAAAACACUGUUCUGUCUGUUCUUCCCUCAGUGUUCUGUCACCUGUGGAGGAUCCUGGCGAGACUCCUGAAAAGAAGCAGAAAAGAGAAUGUCUCACCCUUCAGGCUGACGAGGGAGUCGAGGAUGUUCCUGUGGCAGUCGAGUUCCCACCAGAGGCCACACUUUCUUUUGCCAUUGAUGUUUUUAACCCAAGCAGGAAUAACCACUACAUCCAGCCUGCUCCAGACAGCCCUGUGACCCCCAGGCCUCCCAUUAAGGAGCCUCCUGUGCCUAUUCCCACCUCCUCUGGUGCAGGAAGGCCCUUGUGUGCUGCUGAAGAGGUGAGCUGGGAAGAAGGGAAUUCUAAGUACAAAGAGAUCUUGAAUGCACUGAAAGAAAAAUAUUCUGGAAGACUUUCUUCUCGGCAGGCAUCAAGCAUCAAAAAGUGCCAAAUGUGGAGAUGUUUUGAGCCCCCAGCUGCCUCAGAGGGGAGUUAUGAUCAGGGCCAAAGUGGAGCUGAAGUCUCCCAGGGAAUGUUAUUUCCAUACAUUCUAACACCUGUUCUGUCCCAAGACUUAUUCUUUGUGGACAGGGAGACAUUCCCAAGCUCUGAAGAACGAACCGAAGACUUUGCUCCACUCACAGAGGCCAUGGAGACAGAGAUCACGGCUGCCUUUGGCCAAGGUGAGCCCAGUGAGAUCCUGAGCAGUGCCUUCAAGCUCCAGGUGACUCGGGAAGACAUCUGCACCCUGCAGCAGCUGUGCUGGCUGAACGAUGAGAUCAUCAAUUUCUACAUGAGCCUUCUGGUAGACAGAAGCAAGAAAGAAGGCUAUCCAGUGGUCCAUGCCUUCAGUACCUUCUUUUACCCCAAACUCUGUACUGGAGGGUACAAGGCAGUAAAGAGAUGGACCAGGGGUGUAGAUGUCUUCCAGCAGGAUCUCAUCCUGGUGCCCAUUCACCUCAGACUGCACUGGACACUGCUGGUCAUAGACGUCCGAAGAAAAACCAUCAAGUACUUCGACUCCUUGGGGCAGAAAGGCGACAAAAUCUGCGAAACAUUCUUACAAUACCUGCAAGAGGAGAGCAGGGAGAAAAAAAACCUGGAACUCCCUGUUGCUGAGUGGACUCUUCGCAGUUUGGGCCCACAGGAGAUCCCUCAGCAAACCAAUGGCAGUGACUGUGGGGUGUUUGUCUGCAAGUUUGCAGAUUCCAUCUCCAGAGACAAACCCAUCACCUUCACACAGGAACACAUGCCUUACUUCCGCAGGAGGAUGGUGUGGGAGAUAAUCCACCAGCAGCUGCUCUGA
Messenger RNA from Acanthisitta chloris (rifleman), 1356 nucleotides. It is a transcript of the gene SENP2, whose product is annotated as SUMO1/sentrin/SMT3 specific peptidase 2. Gene Ontology annotation, cellular component: nucleus. NCBI's taxonomy places the organism in Eukaryota, Metazoa, Chordata, Aves, Passeriformes, Acanthisittidae. The record is from RefSeq and is a predicted model, not a curated record. Gene Ontology annotation, biological process: protein desumoylation. Gene Ontology annotation, molecular function: deSUMOylase activity.